CCUCCCCUCUUGCUCUAUCCCUCCGAGGAGUUUCCAUUUCCGGGUUUCGGUUCGGGAGACGGGAGGCGAAUCCAAACGAUAAGUAAACAAGCCUUCGGGAUGGCCAUAUAGGUCGGUGCGGGGUCAGAAAAGAGCGGAGGGCCGCACUAGUUGUAUUCGGACAAAUCGGAGGAGGGGUUCCCACGGCGGGCCCUCGCUAGGGGGAGUCUCCAUCGGCACCGACACAUUCUCUGCACUGUCGGUGUGUGCGUGUUUUCUUCAGAGGAAAGGGGGGCGCUUUUCUGAGAAUUAUUUCCCCCCUCUUCCCUCCUGCACCUCUCUAUCCCCCUCCCACCCCCAUGUUGUUAUUCUCGAAACGGACAGGAUACCAGGAAGAGGCUCACCUUCGACCGGACCAGUUGAGGUUUAUGAGUGGCGGCAUACGGGCACACAGCCUAAGCAAAGACUGAAGCAGCCGGUGAUUGGAGUGGGACAGGAUGCCCAUUCCUCCUCCCCCACCUCCACCGGCCCCUUCUGGACCUCCCCCACCCCCGACAUUUAGUCAGGCCAAUACCGAACCUCCAAGGCUGAAUCGCGAUGAACAGAAGGGGCGAGGAGCAUUGCUGAAUGAUAUCUGUAAAGGGGCCAAGUUAAAGAAGGUGACAGGUGUCAAUGACCGAAGUGCACCUGUUCUAGAAAAGCCAAAAGGUGGUGGAGGAGGAGACAGAAGUGCAGGUGGAGGGGGUGGCAGUAGCAAUUAUGGCUCUAGUUCUGGGGGCCUACAGCCAAUGGGAGGCCUCUUUUCAGGUGGAGUGCCCAAACUACGAUCUGUGUCAGAUGGAAAACCUGCUUUGGUUCCCCCUAGCUCCAGAGCAGCGGCCCCAAAACCACCUGUCUUGUCCUCUUCAAGCUCCAGCAGUCGAGCCUACAAUGAUGCGGACUCCAAUUCAAGCCGGAGUUCUCCUCCUGAACUUCCUCGUUCUCACAGACCUUCCUUACCAGAUCUGUCUCGGCCAAAUAGUGCUGCCAGCUCUUCUGGAGGAAUGAAACAUAGCUCAUCUGCUCCACCACCCCCUCCCCCGGCUAAUCGACGUGCAAAUGCUCCCCCAGUCCCACCUGCAAGUAGCAAGGGACCAUCCUACAAUCGUGAAAAGCCAUUGCCUCCAACUCCGGGUCAGAGGGGCCCAUCAGUCCGUGAUGGUCCUCCAGCUCCCCCACCACCAAUUAAACCCCCUCCUUCUCCUCUCAACUCUGCUAGGCCAACCCCAACAGGGAGCAGCAGUUCAUCACUUGCACCCCCACCUCCACCAUAUCGACAGCCUCCCACUGCCCCCAAUGGUCCUUCUAGCCCUAUCAAUGAGGCAGCACCUGAACUUCCUAAAAGAAACAACUCGCUACACAGAAAAGCUCCUGGCAGUGGGUCGACACCAGUGCCCGUACGUGCCCAUGCUCCGCCUCCUCCUCCUUCUCCACAAGGGGCUAGGCCGCCUCCCCCUGCAAGAGAACCCCCAGGUCGAAAUCCAGCUCCUCCAGCUCCACCUCCAUCCGUGCGCAGCUCAGGCCGAGAGGCGCCUCCACCGCCACCACCCUACCGGAUGCAUGCAGCUUCAGAAGCUCCCAGUCGAGGGAAGCCUCCUCCUCCUCCAUCUCGCAACCCUGCUGGACCUCCUCCCCCUCCACCAAUCCGAAAUGGCCACACCACAGUCUCCAAAACAUACAUAGAUGACUUUGAAUCAAAAUAUUCCUUCCAUCCCUUGGAAGACUUCCCACCACCAGAAGAAUACAAAAACUUUGCAAAGACCUACCCCAGCAAGACCAAUAGAGUGGUCCGAGGUGCACCUCCUUUGCCACCCGUGGGUAGGUGAACAGCCAGCCUUGCAGAGUGGAGUAAUCGUAGCUUCGCUAUUUCUGAGGACGAUGGACUUGGCACACAGACGCACCUCCUCCCAGGCUUGACCAGACUCUUCUGGGUGGAGGUUUUCCUUCCAUUCUGCUUUUCCACCCUAGCAUGAAAUCCUCCUGGCUUCCCGCUUACUUGUGCCCCAGACCCAAAUCAGCUCGUUCAGCAGUGGACUUGUGGCCAUGUGAAAAAAGAAAAAAAAAAA
This is a messenger RNA of Polypterus senegalus (gray bichir), 2084 nucleotides long. Its product is annotated as WAS/WASL-interacting protein family member 2-like. The coding region runs from base 477 to 1844 and encodes 455 amino acids. Gene Ontology annotation, molecular function: actin binding. The record is from RefSeq and is a predicted model, not a curated record. Lineage: Eukaryota; Metazoa; Chordata; Cladistia; Polypteriformes; Polypteridae. The transcript is spliced from 8 exons.